UGUCGCGCGCUUCAGCGGUCCGCUACAUCACAUUACCUCAGAGUUUAUCUCGCGCGUUUCUCUUCAUCAUGUCGCGAUGCGCUCUUGACACCGGCUCUGUCCCGUCCCCGUGAUGCUCGUGAUGAUGAUGACGGUGACGGACGAAAGAUGGAGAAACUAUCCGCGAGCAUUAACGGACUCUCGUGGAGCUCCGUGUCGCUGCCGCUGGACGUGGUCGUGAGCAAAUUCCGUUUACCGACGCUCGUGCGGCUGAGCCACGGUGAGAAUGUGGAGGGUCUGUCAGAGGAAGAUGUCAUUCUCCUUCACUCAUGCAGACAGUGGACCACCGUCACAGCCCACAGUUUGGAAGAGGGCCAUUACGUGAUCGGACCCAAAAUAGACAUCCCACUACAAUAUCAAGGGAAGUUCAAGUUAUUGGAUCAGGAUCGGGGUGUACGUGAGCCGGUUCAGUAUUUUGGGAGUGUGGAGGAGAUCGCUGGAAUGUUUCCUGAUCGUGUGUUUGUCAUGGAGCCCAUCACAUUCAGUGUUAAGGUGGUGUCUGGGGAGUUCACAGAGGACAGCGAGUUAUAUAAUUUCUCUCUACAGGCAGGUGAUGAACUAACUCUUAUGGGUCAAGCAGAACUGCUCUGCGUCCAAUCGACCCGAGAGAAAUCCCGCCUAACCGCGCUGCUACGCCGGCUGGGCAAGGCAGGUGGAGGUUUGGGACGUCCUGCUCGCACGAAGAUGCCAUGUUUGAUAUGCAUGAACCAUCGGACCAACGAGAGCGUCAGUUUGCCGUUCCAGUGCCGCGGACGUUUCUGCACGCGCUCGCCGCAGGAACUGCAGAUGCAGGGAGGUGAACACACCGUACGCAGCAUUAUCGAGCGCGUGCGGCUGCCCGUCAAUGUGUCCGUGCCAUCGCGACCUCCGCGCAACCCGUACGACCUGCAUGCUAUCCGCGAGGGCCAUCGAUAUAAACUCCUUAGCAUCAUUAGCAAAACGGUGGUUCUUUGCUGCAUACUGCGCAAAGAGGAAGUAACGCCGUCUCACUUCCUGUUACUGACGGACAUGCCGCGUUUUACUGUACCUGAGGGACUCUUGCGCGCGGACGCUUCUUACCAGCAGGUGGUGUUGCAGUGCGCCCUGCGAUGUCAGGAAUCCUUCGAACCGGACGAUUACUCGCGUGCCGUGCGUGAGGUAAAGACUGAUUUCUCAGAGGAGUGCCUCAGUCCGCGGCGGAUUCGGGUGUGCGUUCAGGGCUACGGUCGUGAUGAGCUGGGGACUUCCCUGCAGAGAUUGUCUUUAUGCGUGUAUGGCGGUGGAGCAGCCACGCACACGAUCUCGCACGGCUGCAGAGACUCGCUGGGCGACUCGCACACGCUGCCCUCCGCCGAUGGAGAGGAACGAGAAUACGUCUCGCCUGAUUGGUCAACAGAGUCGCAGGAGAUUCCGUACGAGGAGCUCUGGACCAAUCAGACUUCUGAAACCUUCGGAGUGACUACUGAGAGCGGAAUGAAGGCGGAGCAUAACCUCAUAUCGUUUCACUCCACUACUACAUCGUUGGAUGGAACCCAUGUUGCUAUGGUGCAGAUGGAAGCAGGAAGAGUAUCGAAAGUACCGACUCCACCCCCGGUCCCGCCCAAAUCAGAUGCUGUGAAAGAGGAGUGUCGUUUCUUAAACGCUCCUCCUGUUCCACCCCGCUGUGCUAAAGGCCCCGUCCCCAGUCCGCCGGUCCCUCCUCGUUUCCCCCAAACCCCAGCCACACAGACACUCAGCCCAAACCUCUCAUUUUAUUCAUCUGGACUGCAGGAGAGUUCGGCACCCCGUAGCGGUAGUAGCUCUCCAUCGCCGGACUCUUAUUCUCUGUACUGUUACCCAUGCACCUGGGCCAACUGUGUGACCUCUGACUCUUGCGCAAGCCCCGAUCCCACCCAUCCUGCCCAGGCCUGUUGGUCUCAUCCUCGAGGAGGCGGAGCCUACACGUCAAACGUUCUAAAUACACCUCUUCUCAGCACUGACUCCGCCCAAAAGAACUACUCCACCUGCCCCAGACCACGCCCGAUGCCGCAGAACCGUUUUGCACCAUUUGGCGCUCUAAACCCCUUUGCGAAUCCAGGCCAUGCCCACGGCUCCUCUGAUUGGCUCACCACGGGCAGGGACUCCCCCACCCUCAUACCUGACCUCAUAAGCUCCACCCCCCAGGAACCUCAAGCCACUCAGGGAGGUUCAGAGGCGGGCCCAGAGCCUCCGCCCAGACCGGUAAAGGGUUCGGAAGAGGACACGGUCACGGUAAACCCCGCCUCUGGAUCAGUUGCCAUGGUGAGAGGUGCUGAGGGGGGAGCAGGGUCGUCGUGGCGGCCCCCCACAGAUCUUUGCUGGCUCUCGGUCGAGGAGGUUUCGGCCAGUCUGCGAUUCAUCGGCCUUUCGGACGACGUGAUUGGUCUGUUCAGCCGAGAGAGAAUCGAUGGCUCGAUUUUCACUCAACUGACGGAGGAAAUCCUGUCAGAGGACUUUAACCUCACCAAACUACAGGUCAAAAAAAUCAUGCAGUUUAUCAAGGGGUGGAGACCUAAAAUAUAAGGUGUGAGUGUUGGCUAAAGGGCAUCUACCCUGAUUCUUCAGAUGAUUUGUAUGUGUGUGUGUGUGUGUGUGCGUGGAAGAAAGACACUUCUAUUAUAGAAAUUCACCUCUCUUAUUGAAGGACAGAUUUUGACUAAUAUAUUAUUGAGCACUAUUUGAUAUUUUUGUUGUUAAUUUUGGGGUGGAAUAGUUUCGAGUGCCUUCAGUGAACAGUCAGAGCUCAUCCGAUGGUGUUCUGUUGUCUUUCAAGAGUUAAAUUCGUUUUGACUCAUUUUUUUCUAGCAUCUCUCUCUGUUUCUGUAACCUGACAGCAUUGCACUGUAAGUUAAACAGCACUAUGCAUAUACACACUUACUAUCCAAGUAUGCAAACUCUAAUGCUUUGCAAAUGCACAGUCAUGUUAAGCACACUUAAUUUGGAGGUGAACAGACUUCAGUACUCAGAGGUGAUAUAAAUAAUUGUGCCAUAAAGCUGUAGCGUGUAAUUUAUGUGCCAGUAUAACAAUUGCAGAAAUAAUGAAUGGUUUCCCAAAUACUCCCCGCCCUACCGUAGACACCACUGUUUGAGCCAAAGUUGCUAUGAUGCUCCAACAAUCUGAUCCGUGUUUUUAGUGCCUCAAUGUUUGACACAUGAAAACAUCUCGGGUUACGUAUGUAACUGUUGUUCCCUAACUGUGCGUCACUCUUGUAAUACUUCCUGCGUCCCUGUAACGCCGUCUUUGUCAAUAUUUCAGAUAGCGAUAUACUUCCUGGCUCCCGUGUCACCCUGUCUUUGUCGUUAAGCCUCACCAUUGGUUGAAUUUGAUUUACACAUUAAGAUGCACUUACCCCUGGAGGCGUACCCAAAGUGUCACCGCAGUGACGCAGCGCGAGUUCCCUCGAAAGGGAACUGUAACAAUGUAUCUUAAAAGGUAACAUGAUGUAACCUUGCUCUCACUUGAAAUGUGUUCCCACAUUUAGUCCUUGAAUUUGAGGGUAUUGGACCUGGAAAGUCAUUGAAAGGUCCUUGAAUUUGAAGUUAACUAAGGUGUGAGUCAGGGAAUUUGACAUUUGGUUCAGAAUGGGAACUGUUUAUCUGAUUAUAUUAGUACUACCAGAAAAAGAAAACUCGUUGUAGAAAGCUGAAGUUUACAGCAAUGCCUUCCUCAAUGCACAGAACACAUGCAUGAUGUAUAAAUUACAGUCUGACUCGUGCAUGAAAUAAGCUGCUAGAAGCAUUUGUGUUCAUGUACUUGCCUGGGCGAAAUAAUAUAUAUAUUUAAACCUUCAAACAUUUUGUUUGCACAAUAUCCGAAAAGCACAAUUCCUUUAUUUAAUCUGCUAUCAUAUCAGGAUGAGAGAGAUGCUUAGAGAGUUUUAGAGAUUUAAAAAGAAUCAUUUGAGUUUGUGAUGUACAUGCUAAUAAGUGCAGUGAGGGUUUACAGUCUAAAGAGAGAAACGCACUGUAAUUAGAUGACAGUAAUGAAAGCGUUUACUAACCUACAGCCCACACUGAUGGAGGAUUUGUGUGUAUGUGAGUCAGAGAUGCUGUAAUGAGACUUUAAGCAUCCAUGUAUCGCAGUUGAAAGUGUUUUAUCAGCAUUUCAGAGAGACGUCUGAAUGUUUAUUUAACUGAUUCCCCUCUGUAGACACAUUUGUACUUGAAUAAUAUUUAACAACAAUAGUGCGUCUUUCAUUUGUAUUGUAAUUUCAUCUACUGUAUAAUUUAAUCCUGAUGGAUUAGAUACAGAAAAGAAUAAAUCAAUAGUGCUCA
Messenger RNA from Misgurnus anguillicaudatus (oriental weatherfish), 4311 nucleotides. It is a transcript of the gene garem2, whose product is annotated as GRB2 associated, regulator of MAPK1-like. The record is from RefSeq and is a predicted model, not a curated record. NCBI's taxonomy places the organism in Eukaryota, Metazoa, Chordata, Actinopteri, Cypriniformes, Cobitidae.